Fraxinus pennsylvanica is the source of this 894-nucleotide messenger RNA. Lineage: Eukaryota; Viridiplantae; Streptophyta; Magnoliopsida; Lamiales; Oleaceae. The record is from the annotation of a GenBank genome assembly.
AUGGAUAGUAUUCCAUUCCAUGUGAGAUGUGGUCUGGGUGGACAUACAAUAUUUUUGGGUUCCAAAUCAAAGGAAAAUGACAAGUUCCGACUCCAAGAGGAAAAGGUGGCAAAAGAUUUGGAGCAUUAUAUUCCUGGUGUUUCCAAAAAUGGAAAAUUGAUUGGCAAUACUUGUAAUGCUGAUAUUGACCUGGUGACAUCUCAGUUGCAUGUGAAGAAUAAGAGUGGUAACAGUAGUGGUCAAUGCGUUGUGGUUAACUGCGACGAGAAGGGUAAAGGGGGUCUAGAGACAGGAGAACCCAUCAAAAUCUUUGUUGGAAUAUUUUCAGGAAAAUUUGGAAGUAGUAUUGAUGAUGAUAAUAAGAAUAAUAGUAUUAUUGCCGAUGUGAAUGUGAAUGGAAUGGUUGUAGGUGAACUUCGGCAGAAGGAAUCUAAGUGUAAAGAAGGGAAAGAGUUUCCGUUUAAGUGCUUUAUUGGAUUUGUGUUUGAACAGUUGAGUCAGAAUUUGCUGAAGUUUGAUGUGUCAGCUCAAGAAAGCGAGUGCAAGAGCCGUGACACAGCAUCUUCUAAUCCGACUGCCACCAAUCAGUUUGAUCAUUUAUGGGCUCUUGCUAAUAUUUUGGAAGGUAAGAGAGCAGAUGUUAAUGGAUUUCUGGGGAACUUGAUGUUUGCACGAGUGGGAGGUAUGCCAUCGAGUAUUGUAGGAGUGAUACCUUCUGUGAAGGAAGUGAGUGAUGAUGGAGUUGGCUCUGCUGUUACUCAGGAAGAGAGUGGAGGCAAUUCGCCACAAAGGUUGGCUAAUGGGUUACUUAGCAUUCCAUUGUCCAACGUUGAGCGUUUGAGAUCGACUCUCUCCACUGUGUCAUUGACAGAGUUAAUUGAGCUUUUACCUUAG